AUGUUUUCUCGAUCAGCGCUGCGAGCUCUGACAUCGUCCAGCUGCUCGCCUCUAGGCAUAGCGUGCCAAGGGUCAACAAAGCGAUUGGUCGCUUCCUCCAGUCACUUGCGCGCAUACAGCACAGCCAGACCCCUAGCCUACCUCGAAAAGCUCUCCGAGAGUCCGCUGACCAGAUCUGUGGCUCAUCACCCAUCGUCUGGUCAGUCGACGGACUCAUUGGAGCUGGACAGGCACAUCAGCUUGCUCACGCUCGACAGAGCUCCUGCGCGAAAUGCCAUUGGCGUUCAGAUGCUAGGAGAGCUGGAGCAGUGUGUGAAUGCAGUGCGACAUGACGGGUGAGUAUCGAUUCGAUGCUCAAAUUUGCUCAAAUCGACUGAUGUGAAAUCGUCUCGCUUGGUUGACGCAGCACGCGCGUGCUCGUAGUUCGAUCACUGGUUCCCAGCACGUUCUGCGCUGGUGCGGACUUGAGGGAACGCAAGUCCAUGUCCCUUGCGGAGGUAAACGAUUUCCUGCUCGGUCUCCGAAGGACAUUCACAGCUUUAGAGAAGCUCGAAGUGCCCAGCAUCUCGGCCCUGGAUGGGACAGCUCUGGGGGGAGGACUGGAGCUAGCUCUCGCCACGGAUGUUAGGGUGGCAGGGCCUGGAGCCAAACUAGGAUUGACGGAAACUAGACUUGGCAUCAUUCCUGGGUGAGCGGCUGAAGCAGACUGGGUUUGAAUGAGCCUGGUCAUGCGCUUCUCACGCCUUUCCCGCCCGAACGGUCGCUUUCAAUUGGACUCAGAGCUGGAGGCACACUGCGUCUGACAAGACAGGUGGGCUUGAGUCGAGCCAAGGAUCUCAUUUUCAGCGCUCGCAUCAUCGACGGGCGCACGGCUCUGGAGUUUGGCUUGGUGGAGCACUACGCCCCAGCUCAGGACAAGGAUCAUGAAGGCGACGAAGCGCUCAAUUUGUCCGUGCAGCUCGCUAGGUCUAUGGCGGCCAAUGGUGCGUGCUUCCUCACUGUUGCAACUUCGUGAACCGUGCUAGAUGCUGAAAGCUGACAUGUCAUUCGAUCGAGCAGGGCCAUUGGCAUUGCGCGCUGCCAAAGCUGCAAUUGACAGAAGUUUGGGAAUCGACAAGUGAGUCGCUUCCAUGGUGUCCACUGCAUGCUCGGCACCAAUACGCCUCUUACACCGCCUGCGCUCCGCUCAACACAGUGAAGCAGCGCUGGACUGGGAGAGAGCCUGCUAUGAUCGGCUCAUGGACAGCAAUGACCGGCAAGAGGGCUUGCGAGCGUUCGCAGAAAAGCGUGCACCUAGGUAUACAGGGACAUGA
Molecule: messenger RNA, 1313 nt
Organism: Ceraceosorus bombacis
Lineage: Eukaryota; Fungi; Basidiomycota; Exobasidiomycetes; Ceraceosorales; Ceraceosoraceae
Source: the annotation of a GenBank genome assembly